Messenger RNA from Stegostoma tigrinum, 6537 nucleotides. RefSeq names its product pleckstrin homology domain-containing family S member 1-like. The transcript has 16 exons. Bases 3482 to 4714 code for a protein of 410 amino acids. Lineage: Eukaryota; Metazoa; Chordata; Chondrichthyes; Orectolobiformes; Stegostomatidae. The record is from RefSeq and is a predicted model, not a curated record.
AGCAGACUAACUACUCUUUUAUCACAUGGUUACUGAUUGGAUACUUGUGGUGCAGAUUGUUAGCUCACAUAAGCCUAUUCACUUCAGAAAUAAUGACUUAUGUAAAGGGUUUUGAGUUAUUUGAUAAGGAAUUACAUAAGCAUUAAUAGCUAGAAUAUGUGUGACAGGAAAUAAUAAACUUAUCCAAUUUACUGGCAACCAUUACCUAAAAAUAUCAAGGCUAUAUUUCCCAGCUGUAUGUAUUUAAUGCUCAGAGUAACUGACCCUGUAAUCAUGACCUGAAGACCUGACCACUUGAAACUCAAUGAAUAAUUUCAAUCUGCCAGAUCAAAGCUAUGAAUGCCGUUAUAUAGAACCUGAUUGCCACAAUCUGAGUGUACAGCUGCUAAUGCUCAGCAAUAAUCUUGCUUGAAAAUCUCAUUAAGGGAACCCAUUUUCCUCAACAUUCCAUGUUGUUACUGAGAGAAUGGGAAUAUUAUAAAAACUUAAUUAGUGACAGUGUAAUUUCAAGUUCCGUUGUGGUUCUAGCAUUAAUAUUUCUUGGUCAUCCACAAAAGGUAGCCUAAAUUGUCAGGUUAAACAAAAGUAUUAACCAUGCACUGAAUCUCGAAGAAUGCUUGAUUUGCAUUUGUCAGUAUUUGCGCUUUUUAAAAAGUUAUCAUUUGUCAUUAGAGAUUUUUUAAAAUUAUAACUAGCACAAAGAUAUAAAUCGUGUACACUUUUGUUUCAUGAUUUCACAGAAUUGUUUUAGUGCGGAAAGAGGUCAUUCAGCCCAAUUUCACAGAAUCGUAGGAUCCCUACAGUGUGGAAGCAGGCCAUUCGCCCAUCAAGUUCACAUUGACCCUCUGAAGCGGAUCUCACCAGACCCACCCCCCAUACUGUAUUCCUCAAGCUCUGUAUUUCCAUUGACCAGUCCACAAAGCCUGCAUGUCGCUGGAUACGAUGGGCAUUUUAGCCAAUUCACCGAACCUGCAUAUCUUUGGACUGAGGAAGUAAUUUCUUCUAAGUCAUUGAAAUUUCUUAGUAGAAAUUACUUACUCAGUUCAAAGAUGUGCAGGGUAGGUGGACUGCCCAUGCUAAAUUGCCCAUUGAGUCCAGGAAUGUUCGCACUAUUACUAAGAGCCAAAUUCACUUGCAAAUAUGAUGUCUAGAGCCUCACUUUGCAACCUGAGAUUGUAAUCGACCAGAUUUAUGAUCACUAAAUGUAAAGUUUGUUGACUUUGUGUAAAAUUCAUAAUUUGGUAUGAUUUCAAUAUUCAAAAUAGCAGCCCCCUCUAUCGAGGCACACUAGAAGCCUUCUUUCACUAAGUGUGUAGUAAGGACACUGCGGCACUGAAUACAGGUUAGUUCUGUUCUCGUGUAAUCUAGCAUUAUAAGAAAGUCGUACCAAAGCCGUACCAUUUAAGCUAAUGGGGCCAGAAUCACAUUAUAGCCAACACAGAUAAGGAAAGUUUGUGCUCUACAAAUAGUGGUCUGAAUUCUUCAAUUCUGUUAAAGCCAGUUCGUGUUGAAGAAACACAUGUUAUAGCAGAACUGACUGUAUCCUGUUAAGAAAAGUGAGUCUAAUUUUUACAUGUGACAAGCACCUUUCACUUCACCCCUUAAUGCUCCAGUUGAGGUGAAUCACAAAUGCUUAUUGAUAUAAGAGGAGCUUUUUUUUUAAAUACCUCAAGCAAAACCAUAGCUUGAACAUAGAGGGAUUUAUAUACAUCUCACCGUUCAACAUUGUUCCCUACUGUCUUCAGAUUCUCAGCAGGCAUGAACCAGAGGGCAGAGUGGAGUAGUCUGGGAAUGCCCUCAGACAUGUUCAGAAUGAUUUCUGAGAAAUAUCAGACACGGCAAAGAUUUCACACAAUGAUACAGCAUCAAAGAAGGCCAUUCAGCCACUUGAGCCAGUGCUGGCACUUUGACCGAACUGUUCGAUGAAUCCAUCCCCUGGCACUUUCUUCGCAGGUCCAUAAUCUUUUAUAUUAAACUUCUUUUCGAAACAUUAUUGAAGUCAUUGUUGAUCGCCACAACUAGUGUAUUGUCUUUUCCUUGCAUCACCUCUACUUUCCGCUGUUACUUUAGAUCUGCAUUCUCUGAUUACUGAACUUCCUGCAAACAGUUUUCUAAGUUCCAUCAAAGCCCUCCAAGAACCUGAACAAAUCUUCCUUUAACCUUUGCUUAAGGAUACUAUCCCUGAACAGAUUGGGAUUAUUGAAGGGCAAAUGAAAUGAAAAUCCAGGUUCCAUUCAUGUUCCCUCCCCUCAAGAUGCUAUCUGCCCAACUUAUACUCUCCCCCAUCCCUUGAAUUUUAGGCCCAUGGCAUACAGAAGCUCCAUAACAUGAUUAUCUUAGAAACAAUCAACAUAAUACUCUUAUUCAAAAGGGGAAGGAGACAGUUAUUUUAACAUCCACUGUUGGGAAUUUAUUUAAGUCUAUAAUAGUGUAUGUAAUAGCAGAACAUUCAAAAAUACAUAAUGAAAUCAAACAGGGUCAGCAUAGCUUCAUAAAGGGAAAAUUUACCUAAAAGAUAUACAAGAAUUCUUUUGUCUAUCCUGCUUGUUAGCUUCUCAAGGGUAAGCAAUGUAUGUAAUAAUAUAUUUGGAUUUCCAGAAGGUGUUUGAUUAGUUAAGACCUUAUGGUACUUGGGGUGGUAUUUUGCAUGAAUAGAGAAUCGGCUAACUAGUAGAAAACAGAUUUGGAUAAGGAGGGGGAGGGGUUUUCAAGAUUGCACCCUAUAACUAAUGGAAAAGUUUUCCGGCCACAGUUAUUUAUGAUAUAAAUUAAAGAUUUGGAUAAGGGAAGCAAACAUACUAUCACAAAGUUUGUGGAGACACAAGAAUAGGUUGGAAGGUAAGUGGUGAAGAUGACACGGAGUUUGAGACAAGUUAAGAAAAUGGGUAAGAAAACUUGGCAGAUGGAAUAUAAUGUUGAAAAAAGUGAGGUUAUGCACUUUGGCAGAAGUAACAGGAUGAAUAUUUAAAUGGAGAAAGUCAGCAGAAGAUUUCAACUCAGAGGGAUUUGGGACCCUUGUCCAUAUAUAACAAAGAAGUUAGCAUCCAAGUUCAGCAGAUAACACAGAAGGCAAAUGGACUGUUAGCCCUUUAUUUCAAAGGGAAUGGAGUAUAAAAUAAAUCUAGGCUAAAACUGUACAGGGGAAAAGUUGGACAAACAUCUGGAAUGGUUGAAUAAUUUUAGACUCCAUUUUUCAGCAAAGAUGUACUGAUAUUGGAGGCAAACUUGAGAAGGUUCACUCAGUUCAUACUGGAUAAAGAGAGAUUUUCUUCUGAAGAAAGGUGAAAGAAAACUUGGAAAUCACCGCAGUGGAAGUUUUAGCUGGAAAACCCCGCUCAGCCUACGCCCUUAAAUAAGCAGGAGCAGGUCCUGACAACAGCAGCUUGGAUCUGUUCCUUAAAGCAGAGUCGUGUGCAGGUACGAGAGACACCAGCAACCGCCACUCCAUAAGAAUAACGCUGUGUUGAUUGUUCCAAUUCUUAUGAAGUAUUUGAAAAUGAGUAAGCAAGGCACAGGCAGUCAUUUGUCGGCUGUAUUUUAUGAUGCCGAGAAUGUCAUCGGGAAGAAUGACAUUUGUUUUGAAGGAUAUCUUACAAAAUCGCCACCGACCAAGCGGAUUGGAAUUCAGACAUCAUGGAAAAAAAGAUACUUUGUGUUGACAGCUAAGGACAAUGAGCACAUUUUGUAUUACUUCAAAAACCAAGAACAGUACAGAAAAUCACCUCCACAUGGAAAAAUACAUAUUGAAAAAAUUGUAGAGUUAUGCAAUAAUUUGGACGAUCAUCCAAAAUGGGCUAUGAUUCAAAAACUGUUUAAAUGCACCUCAGAGACUGUUGUUCUGCUGAAGACAGAAGAAAGGGAUUACUUCCUUAUUGGAGAAAAAGAUACUGCACAAUUAUUGCAAGGCAUAAUUGCAAAUCUGCUUCACAUGAAGACAAUUUCAACGGCUGAGGAACAAGCCCAGGGUAGUUCUGAAAAAUAUGCCAAAACCGAGUGGCACUCACAACGAGGAACACUUUCGCGAGGCACAUCUGAUCCAAUGUAUGACACAAUUCUAGAGAAUGACCAGGGAAAAACUAAAUGGAUUAAUCCAAACCCACAUGUUGAAUCUGCUUCAUCGGAAAUGGACAAGUCUAUUCAUGCUACUCCCAAAAUGGCAUUUAAGAGAUUUUCGCAGCCCGUCCAUUCUCCAGUUAAUAUCGAAAAGCCACGCUCCUUAUCACUGCCUUCACAAUUUGAGGAUCCUUCAAAUAUUUAUGAUACACCAAGGAAUGUUCUAGCAGUUAUGCGUCAAUGGAAAAAUGAAAGGCCAGAAUCUGGAGACUCUGGGAUCUACAUGCCCAUGGCUUCAAUUCGAAGCAGGACAAGCACCAACUCCACUUUUGACUGUUCAGAACAGAUUGACGAAGAAGAAACUAUUUCCAAUUUAACCAACAAUGUUACAGAAGAACAAAAGCUGGAGAAAUUAGAUGUUAUAGUUCACCGGAAUGAUUUCAAAAACAAUAUGUCAAUUCAUCAAGCACAUCAGAAAGUCUGUGUCAUGUCUUCAGAUAAGAAGUGUCCUCUGAAAUUGGGAGAUCAAAUCUUGGCGAUCAACAAACUCCAGAUCAAUGGUGUAGAGGAAGUCAGCAUGUUUGUCGACAAAUUGAUGGAAGACAAGAUGAUAGUUACCAUAUUGCGACUAUUUGAAGCACCACAACAUGACCGUUAUUGAAAUAUGGAAAAAUGAAGAAAACUAAUAAGUUGGUUGUAAUUUGGAUGAGGUAUAAUCAAAGUACCAAUGGUCAUGGAACUGUCAACAUUCAAUAUUGAUCAAGUCAACUCAUCCAUCAGCAAUUCAUCUGUAUUUGUUUUUAUUUUCAUUCUUCAUAACCUUAAUACUUUAAAUUACUCGUGAGUGAAGUUCAAGAGAUCUGGGAUUCUUCACGUUGUGUGGUCAAAGGAAAUAGGGACAUAGUAAAGGUUCAUCUCUUGAGCAAUCUCAAGCAUGCUGGCAUUUCCCUUUUCAUCUCCAAACAACUGCUAACAUCAAACAUAAUAUAGUCUUCAUUAACAUUUAUCAACCCUCAGUGAUUUCUACUUCUAACAGGCCCUAUUUGGCCAAGAAGGAAUCCCAGUGCAUUAUGUGAUUUUAUUAAAAGGCAGUUAACUGAUUGAAAGAUACAUUGUGAAGAUUUUGGUGAGCAUUAAGUACAUACGUACAAAUCCAUUGUUGAGUGCUAGGUGUGUAAGGUAUUGUUUUUAAAUUUUUUUGUGCUAUUUAUUUUCAAAGGACAAAAUAGAAAAUAUAUUAAUAUUAUUGCUGCUGCAAAAAUUUGUCCAUUUGAAAGGCAAUUAACGUCACUAAUGGCAUGCACUUUAUACAUAUCUCCCUGAUAUCAUUGUUGCAAAAUAAUUCAUUCUGGCCAGUUAGAUGCAAUUAAUUUUCACCACCUUACUAUUUACAUAAUGUUAGUUGAUAUGUGUAACUACUUUGGUUUUUAUUCAGAUUUUAGUGAAGAAUAGAGAUAGUACUUGAAUAUUCGGGUUUGCUGCUUUAUGCUGUAAUUUUCAUGCCACCUUUAAAUUGCUGUAACCUAAAUUAGUUACAGGGUACACCGAUUAACAUAGGCACUAUCCUGUCUCUCUGGCUGCUCAAUAGCUAGAAUGGGAUUGUUUGAUACUGACAGUGAAUCCAAACAAAGUCAAAUCUCCAGAACUAUUUUGACCAGCAUCAACGCUCCAUCUGCACUUUCUUGAAGUUUAUAAAUUUAAUAAGUCAAAGCUUUUUCGGUUAACUAGUAAAUCAUCAGUUUUAAAAUCUUCACUUGUUUUUUAACUGGAGCACAUAAUCCAGCCUGACUCUUUGAUAAAAUAUUAAGGAAGAACCAUAUUGAAGGUGACAUUGUAGAGGUGAGCUGUUAACUCAUUUGUAAUCUCGGGUGCACAUUGAAAGGUGGCAUGACAAUAAUAAAAGUCAAUCAAGAUAGUUUUCUAUAUCCUGACCAAUAUUUCUUCAUUAACCAAAACUACUCAAAUGGACUGUUUGGUCAUUUUAUAAUGAUUGAGACUUUUAUGUGCACAAUUUUGAGCACCCUGCUUCCCCAGAACUGUAACUGCAUUUUAAGGAGACAAUCAUCAAUAGCAAUUCAUUUAGGAAUAUUCUAAAACAAUGCCACCUUUUCAUAGAAGGUGAAAUUCUUUUACUUUUUAUUAUUAAACAAUAAUUAUUCAUUGCCAUUGUACUUCUAAACAUUCUCACAGCACCAAUUUAAAAGACUGGUAAUGUUAGCCACACUUCAGAAUUCUUUUAAGCAAGAAAUGUUACUUGAAAAUAUGCAAUAUACGACACCAAGGCUACUGCAUUAAUGAUCAGAUUACGGUUGUUUUCUGCAAGUAACGUUCUAGUAGCUCAGUUGGACUGAGUUGUAACUAUUGUAACUUGUAAACAAGUAUUGUAAAUUGUAUUCAUGAAUCCAUAAUUAUCGUAAGAUAUGGGUUCAGCGUAAGCAUUAAGGAAAUGCUACCCCACUGUAUUUUAUAUUAAGUGUCAUUUAU